CGGCCAUGUCCCCGGCUGCCCAAUGCGUGCCCUGGCGAUGGCUGGCGGCGGGCAGGGCGUCGCGGAGGCUGGUGCUGGUGGUGGUGUUCGUCGCGCUGCUGCUGGACAACAUGCUGCUGACAGUUGUGGUACCGAUUGUCCCCACCUUCCUUUAUACAACAGAAUACGAAGGUGCUAACAGCUCUGUUGCCCCAGCCUGGACUGAGCCGGCUCCUCCAGCCUUGAAAACUCCUCCUUUCUCCUCCAUGUUCUCCUAUUUUGACAAUACCACGGUGACUGUCUUGGGCUCCACCAGCGCUGCAGAACUGGCAAAGGGGAUGGGGAGCAGCCGCCCGCCGCAGCCCCCUGCCAGCAGCCCACCACUGCCGAGCGGCUGCCCAGAGGGAGAGGAGUUCCUCGCCCAGGAAAACGUCCGUGUGGGGCUGCUGUUUGCUUCCAAGGCUCUCAUACAGCUUCUGGUCAACCCGUCCGUGGGCCUCCUGACCAACAGGAUAGGAUACCACAUCCCCAUGUUCAUUGGAUUCAUCAUCAUGUUCCUCUCCACAGUCAUGUUUGCUUUCUCAGGCACCUACACCUUGCUGUUCAUCGCCCGAGCCCUCCAAGGCAUUGGGUCAUCGUUCUCAUCCGUCGCAGGCUUGGGCAUGCUGGCCAGCGUGUACACAGAUGACUUCGAGAGGGGCAACGCGAUGGGGAUUGCUCUUGGAGGCUUGGCCUUGGGCGUGCUGAUCGGGGCCCCCUUUGGGAGCGUGAUGUAUGAGUUCGUGGGGAAAUCAUCUCCCUUCCUGGUCCUGGCGUUCCUCGCCCUCUUGGAUGGAGCUUUGCAGCUCUGCAUACUGCAGCCCUCUAAGAUCUCCCCCGAGAGCACCAAAGGCACGCCGGUGUCCACCCUGCUGCGAGACCCCUACAUCCUGAUCGCUGCAGGUGCCCUCUGCUUCUCCAACAUGGGGGUGGCCAUGCUCGAGCCCACCUUGCCCAUCUGGAUGAUGCAAACCAUGUGCUCCCCGAAAUGGCAGCUAGGGAUGGCGUUCCUCCCUGCCAGCAUAUCCUACCUCAUCGGCACCAAUCUCUUCGGGAUUCUGGCUAACAAAAUGGGCCGGUGGCUGUGCUCCCUGAUCGGCAUGGCGGUAGUGGGAAUUAGCCUCCUUUGUGUACCUCUGGCCAAAAACAUUUACGGGCUGAUUGGCCCAAACGGUGGGCUUGGCUUUGCCAUAGGAAUGGUGGACUCCUCAAUGAUGCCGAUCAUGGGUUACCUCGUGGAUCUUCGCCACACCUCUGUCUACGGCAACGUCUACGCCAUAGCUGACGUCGCCUUCUGCAUGGGCUUUGCGAUUGGUCCCUCCACAGGCGGUGCGGUUGUCAGAGCUAUUGGGUUUCCCUGGCUGAUGGUCAUCAUUGGAGUUAUCAACAUCGCUUACGCUCCUCUCUGCUGGUACCUGCGCAACCCUCCCACUAAAGAGGAGAAGAUUGCAAUCUUAACCCAGGAAUGCCCCAUGCAAACCAAAAGCCACACUGCCCAGAAAACCCUGCGCGACUUCCCUCUCACAGACGACAGCGACGUGGAGGCAGAAAACGCGGACUAGCAAGCGCCAGGACGUUGUGAAGCUAGCAUUACGUCUACAGGCAUGGAUGCAUUAGCACCCCAGAAUGACCCAGCCUCCCCAAAGACUUGUGGGUGCAGGGUGGACACAGGCUGCAUUGCUGGGCUGUCCUCUUGGCAAUGCAAUGCGCAGCAGGGAGCCGAGACCCAGGAUUUGGAGGCUCUAUCCGUUUAGUUAAGCCACCCAUUCGCUGCCUGGCUUCUAGGCAAGUUACGCAAAUUCACUACAUCUCAUCUUAAAAAAAAAAAAAGGUUGCAAGACGGAAGAAACAUAUUAUCCUGUCCCGCAGAACGAUAUUGUCUUGGGCACAGCCCACCCACGCAGUAGGGGGUCAUACCAACACCUCUCCCAGUCGAGUCCAGCGGCAUUUGUUAACGUCUUUAAAGCGCAUACUGUUCUUGAAAAAGAAGCAACGGAGAGAAUGAGAAUUAAAUCAGCAGCAUCAGCUUUGGGAGAUUUCUUUCUCCAGAAUUCUGUUAUAAUCCCCAGCAUGAAUCGCUUCUGUAACAACAGGGCACUGCCCAUCUGCGUCACUGCCAGGCAAUAAAGGUGUCACUGCACCGCUAGCGUGCUCCACGCUCCUCCUC
Messenger RNA from Phalacrocorax carbo (great cormorant), 2185 nucleotides. Lineage: Eukaryota; Metazoa; Chordata; Aves; Suliformes; Phalacrocoracidae. The record is from RefSeq and is a predicted model, not a curated record.